This is a messenger RNA of Patiria miniata (bat star), 3088 nucleotides long. Its product is annotated as WD repeat-containing protein 38-like. Gene Ontology annotation, molecular function: protein binding. The record is from RefSeq and is a predicted model, not a curated record. The coding region runs from base 40 to 1179 and encodes 379 amino acids. NCBI's taxonomy places the organism in Eukaryota, Metazoa, Echinodermata, Asteroidea, Valvatida, Asterinidae. The transcript has 8 exons.
GUAAAUAAAUAACCGGUUGAGCCUCCUCAAGUUGUCAACAUGUACACUUUGGCUGGUGUAUCUGGGGCCGGAGUUGCAAGGCAAGCCAGACCAAGUCCGAGUCCCGAUGCUCUGUCGUCCAAGACUUCUACACCGCGGAGUAUGAUGAGUGUCGCACCGUCUGCUGGCGAUUAUGAGGAACCCCAAGCACCGCCACGGCAUCCCAUAGCAGAGGGUAACUUGCGUCUGCUACAUACAGUGGAGUGCACCCAGGAUGUCAUGUGUUGUCGUUACAAUGACGACGGUACGCUGCUGGCUGUUGGAUGUGUCGACGGCAGCAUAAAGGUAUAUUCCACAGACACUGGUUCGGCGCUGUACAACCUGACGGAUCAAGAGACACAAGAUUCCCACCUGCCAUGCACAAGCAUUGUCUUCAGACCAUACAAGGAGGGGGACAAGUCCCUGAACCUACUGCUGGCAACUUACGCUAGCGGAAUGGUGAAAUUCUGGCACACAGCGACUGGAGAUUGCCUGCAUACUACCCAUGAGAUCAGACAGACACUGACAGUAGCUUACAACAAGGAUCAUUCCAUGUACAUCACGGCGGGAUCGGAUGAGAAAAUCAACGUGUACGAUGAUAAAACUAGAAAGAAGAUCUUCACUUGCCAGCCCAGUCCUUCCAUGAGUGUGAUGGACGGCCAUCGUUUCAGGGUCUUUUCUCUCAAGUUUCAUCCCGACAAGGUAGAUGAGUUUGUCUCUGGAGGCUGGGAUGACACUGUACAGUUCUGGGAUGUCAGGACAGAACACUCCAACAGGAAAAUCUGUGGUCCACAUGUAUGCGGCGAUGCCAUAGAUAUCGACCCCUACCAUAACCACAUAGUGACUGGCUCCUGGAGAAAAGACUACAAUUUACAGAUCUGGGAUUACGCCAAGAGCAAUCUCAUACGCACAGUGCCGCAAGACUUCAAUAACUCCCUGCUUUACUGUGCCCAGUGGCUAGGCAAGGACCAUGUCUUAGUGGGAGGCUGCGAUGCCAACAUGGUCCGUGUCAUCGACAGGGGAACACUACAGACAACAGGUAGACUGGUCGACCUGCCCCGCGGCGUUUACUGCCUGGACAACAACCGGAAAGGCGCGGUCCCCAAAUUUGUGGCCGGCUCAGCGAGAAAUCUAUACUUCAUGGAAAUGAAACAGACUUAAAAACCUUGAAAAGAAAAUGAUGGACCAAAUUGUGCCUUGUUUUAAUUUUAGCUGUAAACAGUAGAUUGAUUUUGUACAAAAAAAUGGCCCACCAGGUUAUGCCCUGAUGUUGGACGGGAGAGUACUGUAUUGUGUGCAUGGACAUGAGAGGGCGCUGUUUCAUUUCGCAGGGAAUUCCUGUUUGAAGGUAUGCUUGCACUGGCUCAUGCAUGCUGUGCAUACGUUUAUGAAUGGAGGCAGGUAGACUGGUUUCCACUCCCUCCAUUAUUGCUUUGAGUUUGAAUAAUGGAGGCUGGAACCAGUCUUGAGAUGUGGGCUAUAGACCUUCCUUUGCCAACCCCUGGUUGGCACUUUUUGCCAACCAAAAUUUGCAAAAAUAAAGAAUAGUUAUUAAUGUUUGCAAACAUAUCAUUAGAUUGUUGGAAAUAUAAAUAACCAACAAAUGCUACCAAAGACUUAAUAAAAAUGUGUCUUUCUUACAUAAUGAGGGUGUUAAUUUGCAAUUUGUUGGCAAAUCUGUUGUCAACAACGGUUUAAAUUUAGGCCCUUUUGGCAGUCCAUAAAAAUGGCACUCAGUGUUGACAAACAGAAGGGUUUAUACUGAAUAUUGCACUGUUGUGUUUGUGAUGUACACAUGUAUAAUUCAAUGGGUCUGUCGCACAUGGCAGACGAGAUGGCUCCCAAAUGUCCUGCAAGCCUCUCUCCUUUUCACUAUCGAGGGCGCCCUUGUGCAUGAAGUCCAUAGCUGUUUAUCAUUUCAGUUUUUCAGUUUCUUAAACCAUUCAUUUGAAGGAAAUAUUUCAAAUGGCACUUUGUUCAUGUUUAACAAAUUUAAUGCCAGACUUUUAUCUGUAAUUUAUCUAAGUAAAGUUGGUGUGUUGUGGCAGCUGCAGCUUUUGUUCUUGUCUUGGUUUUGAAGUUUGAAUUUAUGAACAAAUAAUUAAAUGGAUAAUUUUGUGAUUGUUUGUGGUGAUGAAAUUACAGGUUCUGCAAAAGUGCAACGACCCUUUAUCACACUAGUCUUGGGACAAGGCUGGAUUUGUCUUUGAUUCCCUGGUAGAGGCGCUAUAUAUCAACAAGAUGAAUCGAAUGCAAUCUUGGAAACUUUGGCAGUGCUACCCAGAAAAAUUCUGAACAUACCUGGCAUGCAUGCAUUAGCUUGAAUGCACCCUGCAUGAGGUAUGCUUGGAAUUCCCUGGGUAGCAGUGCCAAAAUUCCCAGCACUGAAUUUGAUUUAUGAUGCCUCCUUCCACUUGUGGCUUUUUACUGCACUUGUUGAAUACCAACUAGGAAUAAUUAGGACUCGUAUUCAGUUGUAAAAUAAUUUGUAUUCUCUUGUACAUAAUUUUGCAGUCUAUGUAUAAUUUCAGUGUGCCGUCCAGCGUUUAUGCCAGUUAAAAGUUUUAGAAUCCACCAAUAUUUGGUGCUUUUCAGUUUUUGUUGAUCAACUUGAACAAUAGAUAAGCAGUUCUUAUAAGACAGUAAUAACACUUUGAAAUUCCUGAGCGAAGUUGUACAACUUUGCUAAGUGCUUCAAAAUUUAAAACGUGUACCACUGCAGCACUCUCAGCUAGAAAGGAAAAGUUACAAGUCAUCUCUUUGGUUUACUUGUAACGGUUCUAUAAUUUUUAAUAUCACAUUGAACAAUUUUACGCAUUAAUAUUCUGUAAAUUUACAUUUAAAACAAAACAUAACAUAAUGAUGCGAAGAUAAAACCCGUCAAAUAACAGAAAGCAGCAGACUUACAAAUUUCAUUUGUUUUUUUAAUUUAUAAAAACAUUAAUUAAAAUGUAAUUCAAUGCUGUCUUUGUAAAUUUCUGUUCAGUUGAUUCCUUAGAAGUAACUAAAAUGUUAAAAUUGUAUAAAGUCUUCUAGUCAUUUGAAUAAAAUGCAAGGCUUUUCUGUUGAA